This is a messenger RNA of Vombatus ursinus (common wombat), 1647 nucleotides long. RefSeq names its product chaperonin containing TCP1 subunit 8 like 2 (gene CCT8L2). NCBI's taxonomy places the organism in Eukaryota, Metazoa, Chordata, Mammalia, Diprotodontia, Vombatidae. The record is from RefSeq and is a predicted model, not a curated record. Gene Ontology annotation, molecular function: ATP-dependent protein folding chaperone; ATP binding. The transcript has a single exon. Gene Ontology annotation, biological process: protein folding. The coding region runs from base 1 to 1647 and encodes 548 amino acids. Gene Ontology annotation, cellular component: chaperonin-containing T-complex.
AUGGCAGAUCCGGAACCCUCAGCAGUAAGCCUCCCACAGGUGCUGGAUCAGGAGAUAAAAUGUCUGAGCAAACAAGAGAAAUCCUUGCUGGGCAGUGUAGCAGCGAUCAAGACCUUGGCUAGUAUUCUUCAGGGCUGCUAUGGCCCUUAUGGCAGGCUAAAGUUCCUGGUGACAUCUCAGGGAAAAACUGUCUGUACAGGGUAUGCAGCAACAAUCCUUGGAGCCUUGGAACUAGAACAUCCAGCAGCUCAACUUCUCCGGGAAGCAGCACAGACCCAAGCUGAGAACAGUGGGGAUGGCACAACCUUUGUUGUUCUUCUGGCUGGGGCCUUGCUUGAGCAGGCUGAAGUCAUGGUGCGGGCUGGCCUGCCCCACUCUCGUGUCCGUGAAGCCUAUGCUAUGGCAACCAAUGAAGCCCUGAAAAUACUGCCUACCUUGGUUGUUUGUUCCUUAGACUCUUUGGAAGAUCCAACUUGGGCCCUCCGCUCUGCAGUAUAUACCCACUCCCUCUCCCACCCUGAGUACUUGGCAAAGUUGGUGACUCAGGCAUGUCAUGAUUCUCGGGAUCCUGAUGGAAGCUUUAACCCUGAACGCUUGGCAGUAUGCUCACUGCCUGGAGCAAGUCUGGGUGAUUCAAGUCUGAUACCAGGAUUGGCAGUGUAUGGAGCACCUUGUGGGAAAAUUACAGUUGUGCUUGGAGGAGCCAAGGUCGCACUAUAUUCUUGCCCCUUUGGCCCCGCUAGCCCCCAUACACCUGCUGCUGCUCACCUCACUUGCCCUGAAGACUUAAUUAACUACAAGAAAGGAGAGGAGAUGAUGGCAUCAAUGCUAGUGACCCAGCUUGCAGCUAAGGGUAUCAAUGUGGUGGUGGUAUGGGGACAAAUAAAUGAGAUUAGUCUACUGCAUGCUGAUCAGCAUGGCAUCAUGGUCGUGCAGGCAAAGUCCAAACAGCAGGUGGUCCAGCUGAGCCAUGUCAUGGGUAUAACUAUGCUGCCUUUCUUGAUGCCUCCCCUUGUAGCAGGGCAAUGCCUUAAGGUAUAUACAAAGGAAAUGGCACUAGGAUUGGCUGUGAUAUUUGAAUGGGAUUGCUUACUUGCACCUGCUUUCACUGUGAUCCUUCGGGGAUCCACAGCUGAAGGACUAAAGGGAGCAGAACAGGCUGUUCAUCAUGCCAUAAGUGCCUAUGCACAGCUGAGUCAGGAUCCCCGCUUGCUACCAGGAGCUGGGGCAACAGAGUUGGCUCUAGCUAAAAAACUUUCAGAACUGGGAAGCCAAUUGGAGGGAGCCAAUGGUCCUGGGAUCCUUGCAUUUGCCAGGGCUCUUAGGUCACUUCCUGUAAUCCUAGCAGAGAAUGCAGGCAUGCAAGGGGCAGAUGUAUUGGCACAACUUCAGGCACAUCACCAGGCUGGGAACACGGUUAUGGGGGUGGGGGAUGAAGGGACAAUAAAUGUAACCCAGGAAGGAGUAUUUGACCCCUUCAUUGUCAAGACCCGGGGACUACGGGUGGCUGCUGAUGUGGUGUUGGAACUAGUGACUGUAGAUGAUAUCCUGAUUGCCAAGAAAAGCGGGGAGUAUAUCCACCCAAAGGACAGGAAUUCUGAAUCAGAUAAUCUAAAACAACACCCAACCUCCCUCAAUAACAACUAA